UGUGUCUCAGGUCCUCGGGCUCUCCGGGCCAGGGUAUAAAACCAGCCCGGUCAGAGGAGCUAAAAUCACUCCUGCUUUAUUCUCCUUGGAGAAAAGGACUCGCACCCCACAGCCAUGUCCUGCUACGACCUCUGUGCCCCAACCUCCUGCGGCCCCACCCCGCUGGCCAACAGCUGCAACGAGCCCUGCGUCCGGCAGUGCCAGGACUCCACCUACGUGAUCCAACCCUCGCCUGUGGUGGUCACCCUGCCCGGGCCCAUCCUCAGCUCCUUCCCUCAGAACACCGCCGUGGGAUCCUCGGCGUCCGCGGCCGUCGGGGAUGCUCUGAGUGCCGGGGGCGUCCCCAUCAACUCGGGCAGCUCCUCAGGGCUCGGAAGCGUGGGAUAUUCUGGUCUGGGGGGCCUUUAUGGGAGGUCCUACCGGCGCUCCAACCGCUGUGGGCCCUGAGGAAGCCUUGGGACAGCCGGGAAGGAACAACCAGGAGACGGAAAGCGCGAUCCGGAUGCAGGACUGAGCCCGUGCCCACUCGCUUGCUGACCCCCCGCAGCUUUGCCCUGAGCUCAUGGGGCUGCAGGAGCUUGGCAUUUCUGAUUCGAUGCCUUUCUGUGGUAUCAGGGAGGUGAAAAAUGUCACUCGAUUGUUGCUGGGUGUCCAGCUGUAAAGCACUGCCUUGAAAUGGGUGAUUAAUUUUAAUCCAUAUUCAACCCUUCUGCUUUCUUACGCUGUACAUUUUUUUUUAAAUUCCACUUCUUGCUCAUUAAAUAGAUGGUGCAUCACAA
Corvus hawaiiensis (hawaiian crow) is the source of this 779-nucleotide messenger RNA. Its product is annotated as feather beta keratin-like. Gene Ontology annotation, cellular component: intermediate filament. The transcript has 2 exons. NCBI's taxonomy places the organism in Eukaryota, Metazoa, Chordata, Aves, Passeriformes, Corvidae. Gene Ontology annotation, molecular function: structural constituent of cytoskeleton. Bases 115 to 447 code for a protein of 110 amino acids. The record is from RefSeq and is a predicted model, not a curated record.